UUUGGUGGUCAUCCAAAGUCAAAAAGAGCAUUUUUGACCGGUUAAAAACCUUUGCCACCUCGUUUUCUCCACCCAAAUUAUCUCCUCCGCUCAGAAAAAAACUACUGAAGAAGAAGAAGAAGAAGAGUAAAGUAAAGCAUUUCUUCAGUGUGAAGAACCUCAGAGAUGAAAGCAUCUAUCUGUAGUGCAAUAAGGGAGUCUGAUGUUGGGGAAACAAAAGUUCUGGAAGCCUUGAUUGAGGCGUUUAGUUCAGAAUUUUCUCUUAGGGAGAUAGCUUCUGCGUAUUGCAAGGCUCGCCGUGAUCCAGAUAAGGCUGCUGAAAUUCUUUAUGAUGGUCAAAAGUUGAAGAACUGCUCUAAUGCUGCAUCUGCCGUUAUUACCACUCAGCGUGAAACUAAUUCUACAUCGUCAUCAGAAUCUUUGUGUGAGAGUGUUGAUGGCAAGCCAAAUUGUGCAAAUUAUUGGAAUUCUAAGGCAUCAAAAACGAAACAGAUGUCAAUGGGUAGUGUUUCCGGCCUUAUUAGUAAGGGGAAUGUGAUGCCUAACACACCUGCAUGGGGGGGCGUUAACCGCAUAUGGCCUUUAUCCGAAACCUUGGGUGAGAGUGUUGUUACAAAUUGGGGUGCAGAUAAGGGUUUGAAUGCCUCUAAACUGAAAAACCCGGCCUUGUCAGUUGGUAGUGUUUCUGGUAAGUGUUUGAUAUGCAGCAGACCUGCAUGUGGUCCCCUGGGAGCAACUAAACCAUUGAAAUUGGAGAUGAAAGACUUUCAGUUUGAUGAACUCACAGAUGAUGAUGUUGAGGACCAAAUGCAUACAGGACAAGGGAGGAUUUUUGUGGGUGGACUCUCACCGGAAACCAAUAAACAUACUUUGAAAGAUCAUUUUAAGAAGUUUGGUAAAGUUGUGGAGACUGUGAUUAUGAAAGACAAGGAUACGGGUAGUUUAAGAGGUUUCGGGUAUGUUCUCUUCUCAGAUUCAUCUGUAGCUGAUAAAGUUCUUUUAGAAAGACAUGUCAUUCUUGGAAGAUUGGUUGGAGUGGAAAAAGCAGAGCCCAAACCCAGAUUUGAACAUAAUAACCCUUGCAACCAAAAGGGUUUUAACAAGAAGAGUAAUGGUAAUAAUGGUCAGUUUAGGACAAAGAAGAUUUUCGUAGGUGGUUUAUCUCCUAGCUUGACUGAGAAAGAAUUUAAAGCUUAUUUUGAGAAGUUUGGUAGAACUACUGAGGUUGUUAUUAUGCAUCAUUCUACAAAAGAUAGACCUAGAGGUUUUGGCUUUAUCACUUUUAAAUCUGAGGAAGCUGUAGAGAAUGUAAUGCAGCGGAGGUUUCAUGAGUUGGAUGGCAAAGUACUUGAGGUUAACAGAGCUGUAGAGAAGAUAAUGUGGAAGAGGUUUCAUGAGUUGUAUGGUCACAAUGGUGGUUAUGAUGUGAGAAAGGAUGGUGGAAGAGGAGGAUCCCUUGCUGGUGGAACUAACUCAUCGUCAAUGUCAGGAUAUGGGGGACCCCAACUUUCAGGAUAUGCCUCUGCUGGAGGGACCCCAGUUGUGUCACCCAGGAGUCCACUAUGAAAUAGCAGAGGAGGACCAAAUGCAUACAGGUACUUGUGGUGCAGUAGGUGGGAGAAGUGUCCAUUUUCAUCACAAGUUUAAGAAAAGAAACAAGACACAGCCAGAAAUAUGUAUAUACCAAAGCCGAGUUUGAGUCACCGCCGAGUUUGAGUAGGUGACUCGAGUUUGAAAAGAGAAUGAACUCGGUCUUUUGUUUUGGGAUUAUGUCAUGGUUAAUCACCAAAACGUGUUUUCUGAUCAGCUAACAAGUAACAAUUAGCUAGCUUAAUAUCCGCCAAACUUUGUUCCAUUUUCUUUA
Molecule: messenger RNA, 1864 nt
Organism: Papaver somniferum (opium poppy)
Lineage: Eukaryota; Viridiplantae; Streptophyta; Magnoliopsida; Ranunculales; Papaveraceae
Product: heterogeneous nuclear ribonucleoprotein 1-like
Exons: 4
Coding region: 166-1566 (466 amino acids)
Molecular function (GO): RNA binding
Source: RefSeq, a predicted model, not a curated record